UGAAAGUUGAUAUGGCUGCGGUUAGUUCUCAUCUAGUUUUUGUCGCGUAAUAAGGUAAGAAUAUAGAUUAGUUCAGGUGAAAUGCAAAUAUCAGAUGUAAGUGUCAGGUAGUGCUGCCUUUAUUACAGGGCUUUGUUCGUCGAAAAAUUCUGACAUGCCUUUAACGUUAACCUUCGUUGUGUUCAUCAAGUCGUAAGUAUUUACUCAUGCUAUAAGAGAGCAUGCAAGUCUAAAAUCGUGCUCACCUUCUUACUUUUCUGUGUAUUAAACCAAAUGGUCUAGCUCACCACAUGUCUUCCACACUGUAUGUGUAGUUUUACAGUUGUGCAAACUGAAGAGUCAUUUCAUUGUAUUGAAAAUUACUCUUACACGUAUUCCACGUCCGUAAUCCUUUACACCUUAACAUCAGUAUGCAUAAUCUCCUUACCGUUAUCUGUACAUUUCCUAAGUUACUGACAAGGAGAAUUUGUUUAACAAUCGAGCUCCUUAAGUUGUUGAUCAUUUCCCUUAUUCUCAUGAUCUUAAAUGAAUGAUUCAACAGUAUUAUUGUAAAGAGAAACUAGAUGCUGGUCACUCUUAGGGUUCAAAGGCUUAAGAAACUGAAAUUUUUAUAUUUCCACAUACCCUUGAAAACUUGAAUAUGACUCAUGUACUAACAGGCUAUAUUGAUACAUUUAAGGUAAAAAACUUGGUGAAAUUACAAGAAAUGUUUACAUCCUAGAGAUAGAGACCAGUUCGUCAUAAUUAAUAUUACUUGUCAAAGAGGCUGAGGCAAUUUAUUGUUGAAAUAUGAUUUCAAAGGUGAUCAGUAGAGCAAGAACAUUUGGUUAAUUGUAUUAAUUUCUUUAUGAGGAAGGUAAGUAACUUGUAAGCAUGCCAUGUAAGGGAAACAGUAAGUUUUUUUUGUUUUUGUUUUUGGUUGUCGUGUCAGGGGUUCCUGAGAAAAACUUUGACACAUCAAAACUCGAGAGGAAACAAAAUUUGUUCAAGGCUAUGUGAUCAAUAAUUAACUAACUGCAAUGAUACAUGUAUUAAGAGCAAGGGAAAUCUAAGCAUUUUGUUAAAUAUAUGGGGCAUGCAUGCAAGCACUGUUCUGCAUGCAAAAACAUAUCACUUAAAUGUAAAUAACUGAUAAUAAGUUCUGCUUUUUGUUAGAAUGUAAUCAAGACAAUGGCAAACUUUGGUAAAGGCAAAAGAAAUGGGCAGUACUGGCAGAGACAGUCAGUAUACACUCCAUCAUUCAUGGAUCUUGAGAAAUACCUUCCGAAGCCUAAGGAUAGUGAUCUACCUGCAUUCACCCGGAAAACCCCAAAGCAAUCUACAGUUAUUAGACCAACAGAAUAUAAGUCAAACAAUUAUGCACUGUAUAAUGACAGAAGCAGUACGAACUCUAAUUCUUCAACCUCUAAAUGUACAAACACAGCAACUUCUUCAGAUCACACAGCAAUCAGUGUGAAUGUCACUAAUGAGCAAAGAACAAUAAACUUAAGUCAUGGGAAGACACUGAACAGCUUGAGUAGAGAAAGUAUUGGGAGAAGACCACCUAAACGUCGUCAUCACUCCACUGUAACUCCAGACUUUCAAGAUGAAGUCAUAACCAAACGAGUGAAAAGAUAUUACAGUACCUCCCAAGCAACAUGUAAUAAUACUGCUAGGUCAUUUAGAUUUCAGCAGUUUGAAGUAGAACCCCCUGUGUUUACCCUGGAAACAGUAAGUAUUUUGCUUGGAGUGUGAGUGACACAACCUAAAAAUUGUUCACUAAAUUAGGGUUAUUUAAAUGGGAUUUAUGCAUUUGUGCGGUUACAGUGUAUAUGUAUACAGGCGGCUAUGUAUUACUGUAACAAUUCAUAACUCACUGGCUGAGCAGAAAUUUUGUGGUGAGAAACAAAAUUUUCACAAUUCAAUUGUGUUGAACCUCACACAGUUUAACCCUUUAACUCCCAGAUUAAAUUUGUCAUUCUCCUUACUAUUAACCAUACAAUUCUUUUAAUGUUAGUUCAGAGAAUUUAGUAGUAGAUCAACUAAUUAUUCUCAAAUUGAUAUUUUCCUUUACUCUCAUCACUUAUCUGGUUGAUAUUGUAUUGAUAUUGUAAGGAGAAAUUCUGUCUUGGUCACUCAUGGGAGUUAAAGGGUUAAGCAAUCAGAAUGAAAUUAAAACCUAAUUAUUGAAGCUACACCUGUACAGCAUCUUAAACUCUAACUUACAUGUAUAAUAAUUGAUAGAAAAAAUGUUUUUUGAUGCUGUUGCCCUGUAAACAAGAUAGAAAGUACAUGCAGUUGAAUAGAUAUCCCAACAGCCCAACACUUUCAUGUUUGUAGCAUACGGGGUUGUUCUGUACCCAAAAUAUGAGUAAGAUGUGAAAACUCAACAGAGAUUUAUAUACUGAAUAGUGAGAUGAUCCCUUAUGACACACAUUAUGGGUCAUACACCACAAUGUUAACAAAAAAACCCUUUAGUGGUUGGCAGUAAUGAUUUUUCUUGUUUCAGCUUACCCAAGAGAUACAAGAGGAAACCUUGAGAUGUGUGCAAACUGUUGAGACACUACAAAAGAAAUUAAAGUUGAAAUCUUUUCUAGAAAGAACUUUGUCACCCUUUUUUCCAGGUACAUGUACAUUACUGCACUUUCCACUGUAUGUACUGUAAAUUUCAUAUGUAAUGGGCUCUCCCCCUCUUUAGGGAAUGAAGUUUCUAACAAGCCUCCCUAUGAGAUUGAGGUUUUUGAGUAGUAGUCUUUGUUUGCACUUUUUCUUGGUACUGGGUGGUGUACACGUAUUUGAAAGCCUGUUCUACUUUUAGCUUUUCAUGUUGUAGGUUUUUUGAUCAAGACAUUUCGCAAAACAGGGAAUUUAUUAAUCUUGGUAAUAAGCCAGAAGAUUCCUCACCUGAUCAACACACCUUCUAGUAGUAAGGUGAUGAGGAUACUAUUUGAUUAUAAAACAAAUUGUCAGAGCUGCAAUUAAACAAAAGUAUGAUAAACAAUAGGGUGAAUUGUUAUGUAGAUCUUGGGUAAAAAAGAGUUAAGUUAAGAUCAAUUUUGAGCCUGUUCUCUUUUCCAGGUUGUUCUUUACAUCUUUGUGGCUCGUCAAGCAAUGGCUUUGGUGGUAAUACUAGUGAUGCUGAUUUCUGUUUGAUUUUAAAACAUCUACAGCAGGUGAGAUCAUGUAAAUGAAUGGGUGGUUUUAAGUUUCUCUUAUGAUUUUCUUCUUUUAAUUUCCUUUCUAAUAAAUUGUUGUGAAUCCAAUUUGAUUGUAGUCAAAUAACCGGAAAGAAGCUCUGCCAAUUUUGAGGAAAAUUCAGAGAGUAUUGGACAAUGACCCUAAAAACAGUGAGUAAUCAAAUACACAGUCUCCUCUAGGAGUUAAAAACAUUUUUUGAAUGAUAUGUCACCAUGUAUAUGGAAGUUGCAGCUUUCCUACUUGUAUGUGUCAUUGUCAACAAAACCAUCUUGAAACUGCCUCAUUAUUUUGUAAAAUGGGAUCAUACUGUACCUGUAUCUCUUGUAUGCAAAUAGUUCUUGACAGUUCACAUAUUGGAAUUGUUCAACAGCUUUCCUUAGUAGAUGUGCAGUUAUUCCUGCAAGUGUACCAAUUUUGAAAUUCAAGGAUAUGAUCAGGUAAGAGCUCUGUAUGCUUAUAACAAGUUAGUACAUGUUUAUACUGAGGGUCCAAAAUACAGUGUACGUAUUAUACACUUCUGUUUUACAAGCUAACCAUCAUCCAGAGAAGAUUUAGCUUUCAAUCAAUAGCUGCUGAUAUCAUUAUAGACAAACAACAAAUUUUUCUUCUGUUUCUUAUCCUUCCAUAGUGGCUGUGAGUGUGACAUCAACAUUAAUAAUAUUGUAGUAAGUUAUUUGUUUGUUUUCUUUUUUAGUCUUUAAGUAAUUAAUUUUUUUGUGAUAAUGACCAGAGGAAAUGGAAUCAUGAUGCAGUAUUGUCAUUAAGAUUGGCUUGCAUUAUAUAAAUGCUAGCUGAAAUGAAAUCUAGGUUUCAUUUUUGUUUGGUAUUUCAGCAUUCUCUUUAGACUGUAUACUCAAGACAAACUUUUAGACCUGUUUCUUGAGUCUUAUUAUGACAUACAGUUUGUUCUAUUUCCAGGGUUUGAGGAACACCCACUUGCUCAGAGCUUACUGUGGAGGCAAGUCUUUACUUUCUCAAUGGUUGUCUCAAAUGGGAAUUUUCAAUGAUUUUCUCGCAUGGUUUAAACUUUUGUGUUAAAAUAAAUUCUGUAAGAUCAGGCUCUCUAACACAUUUCCUAUUUUUUUGUUUGUCUAAUAUGGACUGAAUCAAAGAUCAUUGGAGGUUGUUUCAACAGUUAUUAUGUCAUCAUGUGCAUGGUAACUCUCACAUGUAGCACAUCUUGUAAUGAAACAUGUAAAUGAAAAACAUGUGCACUUUGCCACAUUAAUUUGUCUUUUUACUUAGUGCCUUUAGUCCUAAUAUCAGUGGUCAUAUUUUCCAAACUGUUCUCUGUAAAUUUUCUCUAGUACUGAUAAGGAGAAUUUGUUGAAUACCUACGAGCUUUCUCAAUCCGUGAUCAUUUCCUUCUUUCUCAUGACCUCAAUGUUUGAUUCAGGGGUGAUACUGUAAGGAGAAAUAAUAUGUUGGUCACUCAGAGGGAUCAAAGGGUUUUGAUGUAUACAUUUAUACUUAUUAAAGUAUUAUUAUACACUAGGUAGUUAUUUAUUUCUUUAUUUCUUUUUACAUCAGUGGAUUAUCGUGUCCAGCCACUGGUGAUGUUGGUGAAGAGGUGGGCCAAAACACACAACAUCAAUGAUGCUAGCUUGGGUACACUCUCUAGCUAUGCUCUUGCUCUGAUGGUCAUUCACUAUCUACAGGGUAUGUUUGAAAUGUUACCAACCUGAAAUUUAGUUAUUGUAAGUUUUGCUUUUUUUUACUUCUUAGUUAGGGAUUAUGAGUAAAAGCAAGCUCCCCUGACAUGCACAUGUGUACAUAGUACAUGUACAUGAGCAUAUCCAGGAGUUAAUGAUUUGGGAAUGGGGGAAGUGAAAUGUAGUUGGUGUGUUUAUUCAAGAAUAAUUUUUGUAUGCAAUGCAUUUUUUUGUUUGUUCGUAAGGUGUUUGUAAACCUGCUGUAGUUCCUGUCUUACAAAGGCAAUAUCCAGUAAGUACGGCAUGUGCUCAUGCACACCUUUUUUUAUAUAAAUUGCAGAAUAACUUAGAUUGGUUGUCAUCAUAUCAAGUUAUUGCAUUUGACUGUUUAACCAUUUAACUUCCAGGAUUGAUUAAUGUGUAACGUCUUCCUAUAAUAUCCAUACAUUGUCCAGCAAAUGAUGAGAAUACUCAAAUUUAAUGGGUAGAAGUCGUAUCUUGAUCUAUCACCAAAUUCCUGUAACUACACUGUAAUAUACAAAGAAAUGUGCAACAGCUCGAGGAGAGAAUUAACAACCAGAUCUUGGCUAAGAAACGAGUAGCAUAUGCAUGAGAAAGUAAGAUGCAUGAUAACAAGAGAGACAUGAGAAAUAUUUUGAUAUGUAUGUACGUUGUAUUUUUUGAUAAAAUGAAAAUGUAAUAUUUUGGUGGGUUUUCUUUUUUCGUUUUGUUUAACAGGCAUUGUUCAGAUACACAAGCGAUUUCUCGAGCCUUUUAACCCUGAAUCCGUGUAAACAUAUGGUCUGCAACCAGUAAGUCAACAUCACGUUUCCUUCUGCAUUAUUCUGGCGAUCCAAUUGUGUCCACAGUAACAUAGCAAUAUUUUUUGCUUCUAAUACUGAUUUUUGCCUGAUAAUUCACAGAUCAGAGAACAGACAAUCUAUAGGAGAGCUAUUUAUUGGAUUCUUCAAAUACUAUGCUGCGGAUUUUAGGUAUGAUUUUAAUGCUCUGUUCGUGCUGAUCAGAAACAAAACAUACAGUGACAUCUGUAAUUUGGUAUUAUCAACUCAGUUGAUAACGAAAGAGUUUUUACCCUCGAGAGUUUUAGCUUUGAAACUCCUAACGGUGGCCAAUUUACGUUAUAAACUUAGUUGAUAAUACCCAGAUGGCCUUGCUAUACUCUCCACCGACGCAGCACCACAGUUUUUUUUUUAGAAUCUUGCCCCCUUUAAACAGUGACAUCUUUUACACUUAUCUUAAUCAUUAAACCCCCAUAGGUGACCAAUACGAAAUUUUCAAUAUCAUUUCAAUAUCAAGCUGACAGGUGAUGAGAAUAUAGAAAAAUAUCAAUCAAGGGAUUGUUAGUUGAUCCAAUACCAAAUUCUCUGAAAUAACAUCGUUAGAAUCGUAUGACAGACAGUAAGGAGAAUCAGUAUUGCAACCUUUGGAGUGAAAGGGUGGUGGAGGUCUUACAUUCACUUUUAUUUCCUUCUCAGCUGGAGUACUGAUUAUAUUUCCAUUGCACUUGGUGCUGCUUAUCCACGAGACUCACAACGUAAAAGGAAGUUGGUUUGUGUAGAAGGUGAGUUUUUUUUCCCUACACAAUACGCAUUUAAUGUCUUAUUGCGAGGGAAACAGUUAGCUUUGUUUGUCUUUUCCCAAUUAGCUUUAAUAAGUAAUACCUUUUCUUGUUUUAUUACAGAACCAUUUGAUGGAAAUAAUGUCGCCAAAGCUGUCUGCAGUGUUGAAAAAUUCGAAAACAUCAAAAUGAAAUUCAGGCUGGUAAGUGCAAUUUGGAAAAUGCGUACACUGCUCGUAAUUUAUAGUUUCGAUCAUCUGACGUUUCAAAACGUGUCCAUAAUCUAAAUGUCGCAUUCUGCGUCGCUGGCGGUUUAUUAUGCGCUAAAGCGAUGAACGGCAAAGCUGCAAGAGGCUGGGGUCGAAGGCUAGUUUUAAAACCCCUUGCGGCCUUCUUGCUCAUCACGAAGCUUACAUAUAGCGUUAAAGUGUACGCAAAACUGUCAGUUGUGCACGCUAUAGAUGACGUGAAGAAACAAAAAAAGAGGAAACGGAUGUUAAUUACUAAAUUUCACGCAUCACCGUUUUUUGUCUGAAACCGUUCAGUCGUUAUUGCACAUAAAUUCAUAGAUGAUCUCGAAUUUACAGUGCACAGUAGCUUAAUAGGGGUGUUCGCGCGGUUUUGUAACGAGCUAAUAAUUCGUGCUCACUGGUUUUAUUGCAGGCGUGGCAUACACUCAAUAUAUCACCAAGUCUGGAGAGUAUCAAGGUUACCUGAAUAAAACAUUGAAUGUAAAACCACGCGAAUGGCCAUUUUUGUCAUGCAAUGCAAAAUUGAACUCGAGUAUAAGAUAAGACGGUGCGAUUGCCGGCUUGGACAACCUCGACCUCGGCAAACCUGGCUUAUCAUGGCAAGACCCUACACCAACUCUCAUAAGUCUUCUUGUUAGAGUAGAAGGUGCGCUAUGGAUAAGGAAAUACACAUCUCCAACUGCCUUCGACGUUCAAGAUUCUUCAACGGGAGCACCGUACGUGGUUCUAGUUUCAAUCUUGUAUAUACAGCUUACUCGUUAGAAUUUGGAGAGCAAUUCGUCUCGUUGCUCUUUUUGUUGUACCUAAGAUUUCCAGUACACACGCGUAUGAGCAAAAACAAAUUCAAGAAGGGUUUUUUAAUGAAACGUGGAACGUUUUUGAUAACGUUCGGUUACCAUUGCGUUUGAUUAACAAGUGCAGAUUUGUAAAACUUUCCUAUCAUUGCAUUUAAUGAUAAACGAUCACCACUAAGCUUGAUAUAUAUGUAUAUCGUAGUUAAAUUUUUAAAGGCGACCGAAGCUACUGCGCCAUGUUGAACUGCGUUUAUGGGUCUGAAAAUGACAUUGCCUCACCAUCUCCAAAUUUUAUUCACAUUCUUAAAAUGUUUUCUACAUUUCUUUGAAUCGUGAUGAGCAUUAUAGCGUUUGAGUCGUGACUAAAGCCUCAGAGUUUAGAGAAACGAUACAUGAUAUGAAUUUUAAGACCCCUCCUAUUUAUCUAAGAGUACGACAUAGAGUUUUUUAUAUAUAAAUUACAUAUUAUAAUUUAAUUAAUGAAUUGUAUAUGAUAUUUAAUGAUAUCGUGGAAUUAAAAUGUGUUAGUCAAUCUACCCACAGUCUCCGCACCUUUGAAUAUUUUUUUCCUUUGAGCAGCACCCACAAUGUGAUGGUGGUACCUUUGAUGGGCGCUCUUGAUAGUU
Pocillopora meandrina is the source of this 8079-nucleotide messenger RNA. NCBI's taxonomy places the organism in Eukaryota, Metazoa, Cnidaria, Anthozoa, Scleractinia, Pocilloporidae. The record is from the annotation of a GenBank genome assembly.